ACAACCCACACUACACCAGUUGACUGGCUUCAAGGGCAGGGUAAGCAAGACCAAGGCCGAGAAAAUGACCAACGCGCUGGCUUACUGGGCGGCUCUCGACUGCAGACCCAUUGCUGUGGUAGAAGAUAAGGGGCUGUCUCAGCGUGAGGAUGCCCUAAAUCACAGAUUUCUACAAGUGGCUACAGCACUCGACCCUCGCUUUAAGGACCUAAAGUGUCUACCAAGAGGAGAGCGAGGAGAGGUGUGGACCAGCAUUGAGGCACUGGUGCAACAACAACCAGGCAGAGCCACUCCGGAACGCACAGAGGAGCCAGCAAGGAAGAGGAGCCUCCUGCUGUAUAAUUCCGACUCUGAAUCAGAGGAUGAAGAUGGGCCCAAAGGAGCCUUGGCCCGCUACAAGGCAGAGCCUACCAUCAGUGAAAGAGACUGCCCACUGCAGUGGUGGUCCACUCAUGAGAGAGCCCAUCCACAGCUCUCUGUCCUGGCCCGCAAGUAUCUAGGCAGCCCUGCCACUUCGGUACCCUGCGAAAGAUUAUUCUCCCUGGCAGGUAAUAUAGUUCAAAAGAAGAGGGCAGCCCUGAGCUCCGAAAAUGUGAACAGGCUAGUAUGUCUCAGCAACUGGCUGAAAGAGAGGAAGUAAUCAGUUAAAUGUGUAUCCUUUGGCCAGUUGCGUUUCAAAUGGGAAAAAUUGGAGGUCAAUCACUGUCACUUUAUGUUGAACUGAACUGUCUGAAUGGCCAAUGUUAUAAAGAGUUGGACUGAAUUUCAUUUAAUUUCUGACUUAUUUUUGUAAACAGUUGAACUGUUGAUAAAUCCACGAAUUGUGUUAAAGCCUCAGAGGCUUUUUGUUCUGAAUGUA
Cyprinodon tularosa is the source of this 859-nucleotide messenger RNA. Its product is annotated as zinc finger BED domain-containing protein 4-like. The record is from RefSeq and is a predicted model, not a curated record. The transcript is spliced from 2 exons. Gene Ontology annotation, biological process: regulation of transcription by RNA polymerase II. The coding region runs from base 65 to 640 and encodes 191 amino acids. Gene Ontology annotation, cellular component: nucleus. Gene Ontology annotation, molecular function: protein dimerization activity. NCBI's taxonomy places the organism in Eukaryota, Metazoa, Chordata, Actinopteri, Cyprinodontiformes, Cyprinodontidae.